Messenger RNA from Eutrema salsugineum, 1170 nucleotides. Its product is annotated as iridoid synthase. Bases 1 to 1170 code for a protein of 389 amino acids. Lineage: Eukaryota; Viridiplantae; Streptophyta; Magnoliopsida; Brassicales; Brassicaceae. The transcript has a single exon. The record is from RefSeq and is a predicted model, not a curated record.
AUGGGGCCUGAAAAUGGCAGCUUGAUGAAAAGAAAAACAGAGGAAAGCGAAGACGAGAACGUCGCUUUAAUCUUUGGCGCCACAGGGCUCGUGGGUCGGGAGAUCGUGAAGAGGCUAUUGACGUCGAAAUCCAGUUGGAGAAUCUACGGCGUUGCGCGGAAUCCGGAGAUCAAUUCCAAGACGAAAAUGUACAGUUUCAUCUCCUGCGAUCUGCUUAACGCAUCAGAGACCAAAAAGAAAUUGUCUCCAUUACAAGACAUCGUGAGUCACGUGUUCUGGGUCACGUGGUCUGGCGAGUAUCCAUUGGACAGCGACGAGUGCUGUGUCCAGAACAGGACGAUGCUGAAAAACGCUUUGGACGCGAUUCUUCCAAACGCUAAGAGGUUAAAGCAUUUCUCGCUCCAAACGGGGAUGAAGCAUUACGUGUCUCUGGUCGGAGAGACUCUGUCUCGGGGAGAAGGUUCUAGUUUGUGUUAUUACAGCGAGGAGUGUCCGAGAAAGAGCACUGGGAGGAACUUCUACUACGUUUUGGAGGAUUUGCUGAAGGAGAAGAUCUCUGGUGAUUCCGUUGUUUGGUCGGCUCAACGACCCGGUUUGCUAAUGGGAAGCUCUACAAGAACUCUGUACAAUUUCAUGGGAAGUCUUUGUGUUUAUGGAGCGAUAUGCAAGUAUUUGAAUCUUCCUUUUGUGUUUGGAGGGACAAGAGAAUGCUGGGAAGAGAGUUAUAUUGAUGGGUCUGAUGCGAAUCUAGUCGCGGAACAGCAUAUUUUCGCGGCGACAAGUGGGAGAGUAAGUGAAAAAGGUGAGGCAUUUAACGCGAUUAACGGGGUAGGGUUUACUUGGAAGGAGAUUUGGGCUGAUAUUGGGAGGAAACUUGGUGUGCAAGUUAAUGAAACGACGAUGUUUGAUGAAGGUUUUUGGUAUGAAAGAGUGAUGGGUGACAGGAAACAUGUAUGGGAUGAGAUUGUGGUGAAGGAGAAGCUUGUUCGAACAGAGAUUGAGGAUUUGGCGAAUUGGGUUUUCUUGGAUGUUCUGUUUAGAUGUCCAGUUAAGCUUCUUGGAAGGAGAGAGAAAGUAGAUAGGUUUGGGUUUAAGAGGAAAUAUAGAACCCUAGAUUCGAUAUUGUAUUGGAUUGACGUAAUGAGAGAUGAAAAACUCAUUCCUCUGUAA